Molecule: messenger RNA, 2645 nt
Organism: Conger conger (European conger)
Lineage: Eukaryota; Metazoa; Chordata; Actinopteri; Anguilliformes; Congridae
Exons: 4
Coding region: 15-917 (300 amino acids)
Source: RefSeq, a predicted model, not a curated record
UCCUGUCCUGGGUGAUGCUGCAGUCAGAGUGUGAUAAGUCACUGGAGCCCAUGUAUGAGGGUCUCGCCAACCGCUACAGCACUGCAGGGGUAGAGAAGGCAAAGUUCCAGUGGGUGGACAGAGACUGUUGUGCUGCCUUUCGAGUUCCGGACCUGCAGCCCUUCGAGGACCUUCAGUGGGCUUCCUGGCAGACAACUGAUGCCAUUGCGGCAGAGGCCACCUCUGGGAACCUGCAUAAUACAUGCGCGUCACGGAGCAAGUUCAACCAAGACAUUGUGGUCAAGCUGGACUUGUUUCACUGCAUGCGCAGGUUCACCAGGGAGUGUGUUUCUGAGCACCAUCCACUACACAGCACAUUCUGCAAGUUCCUGUCUGCAGCAUUUACAGUUGUGGACCAGGGAGACCUGCAGAAGCUGAAAGAGGCCUACACCUUCUGUGGGAUUGUGCCUGCUGAACCCACCAAGCAGCACAUCAGGGAGCACUGCAGGGUGAAGGUGCCGCGUGCGAGAGAGCUGCUGCAGAGAGUGGAGGACGUCCUUCGCCAUUUCCAUCUGGCCAAGGACCCUGAUGGCACCCGGCUGUACAAGCCCUCCAUGCUCAAGGUUUGGAGGAUCCAGCGAGUCCACAUUUUGAGGGGGUGCCUCAGUGACCCAGAAGUGGAGGAUGGGGUCCUGUACAGGUACGGGGGCACUCUGCAGCUCAACCAUGUGCAGGGGGAAGGAGCCGCUGUGCCAGUGUGGAUCCCUGUCAGGGGCACUUCCCAGCAGGAGGGCUUCCACCUUCACCAGGCCUGCUGGGUGACUGGUAAUCUGGUCUCCAACGAGCUGUUCCAGGCUCAGGGCUUGACUGGCGAGGUGGAAUUUCCAGCGGCUGGUGGACUUGAAGCAGCCUGGAGUGGUGCUGCCAGCAGUGUUUGACCCGGUUUUAAUUUGCGAGUUGAAUAAAACAUCCGAGAAGGUGAUGGGGCAUGUGAAAUAUCCAGCCCUCCACAUCUCUGCCAGGGACACAGGAGAGAGGUUUGGGCUGCAGUACCUGGAGCCAGGCUGCCGUCCAGUUCCUUUGGACUGGCAAAAACACAAGGUCCUGAAGACUGCCCUUCCUCCUCCUGUGGAAACACAGCUGCCUUCCAUCACCCAGCCAUUGUCUGCGGCACCCCCUGUGGUGCUUCAUUUCCCACCUGCUCCCCCCACCUUUGAAGAUGUCAGGGACACAGACGCCUCACAGCAGAGCUUUGACAGUGGUGAGCUGUCCUUUCAGUCGGUCCAAUCACCGACAGGACGGACCCUGCCGUCACCACAGUCCACAACAUACAAAGAAGAGAGCCACUUAAUGGGCCCAGGUCUGCAGAGCACUCCUCCCCUGCCACAAGCUGCCUCCCCCAGAGCUGCACGCACAGGACCAGUAAAGGCUGGAGGGCUGCUGUUUGUCUUGGACCACAACAGGUGGCCAGCACCCAUGAGAGCCGCCAUUGAUGGACUGCUGGCCCAGCAUAAGGGAGAGAAGGACUUCCUGAAGCGGGUGGACAGAGACUAUGCUGCUCUGGUGCAGAGUACAUGCUCUGACCCCAACAGUCUCCUGCACCCCACCACAUGGCAGCAUAUUUCACGCUAUGUGAAACAUGCAGCAAAACAAAUUAACACCAACACUUCACUGAACGCCAGCCCAGAGAAACUGCAGGAGACCCAGCAGCUGUGGCAGCAUCUGACUGCAGGGAGUCAGACGGUCACCGUGCCAGUGGUCACCCUGCCUCCAGCCGUGAUCAAUCCCCCUGCUCCCAUCACAUCCCAACCAAGUCACACCCAGGGAGCCCCUGUGACCGAUUUCACAGUCCGGUGACUGGUUAAAGAGCUCCUCGAGAGGCAACAGGCGGCAGUUCAACAACAAAAAAGAACAAGGAACUGCCUUGCCUGUGGCCAACCAAAAUCUCGGUACCGGGGUGAUGGCUCCACAAUCCACUUUUUUUAUCAGACUGGGGAGGUUAAAUACUUCUACUGCUCCACGAAAGUCUACCAGACUUAUGCAGGAGAAGGACUCACCAACCCCAGGAUGCCAUUUCUCGAGUUUGCAGACACACCUUUUUUUCAGAGGGAGCUGGAGGCCUCAAAGCAGAGAGGAGCCCAGAGGAAGCAGGUUCUGGAGCAGAGGGGGAAGAGAAAGUCUGUGGAGGUGCAGCCAGCAGGCCCCCUCUGCAGGUUCUGCCACCUCCCCAUGAAACGGGGCCCCAAUAGCCCUCAUGUUCAUGCCUACUUCCCUGGGUUAGCAGGGAAGUAUGUAUAUUGUCCAACCAAGGUACUGUCUUUGUACCAAGGACAGGGCAUGGACAGGGAGUUAAGCUGGCAGGAGUUUCAGCGUACUCCAUUUUAUGAGGCUGAGAGAAACAGGUGGAGAGAUGAAAAGGGAAAGUGAAAAUAUUGACUUUCCCAUUCCUGUCCAUAUCAGCCCUGUAUAUAGUCAUUCAUGUAUAAAGUUAUUAACUUACACUUUUGUUGUGUUUAUAUGUUUGUAAAAAGUCUAUUAUAUACAUAAUGUUGUAUUCUUUUUUGAGCACUUAUAAUGCGUGUGUCUGUGUGUGUAAAUUUGUAAAAACCCGUUGCAAAUAUUGUUCUUGUUCUUAAAGUUGCCAUAAAAAUAUUUUAUCCAACAUC